AUGCAAGCAGAAAGGGCUGUACAAAAGUCAAGGGCAACGGAUGUUGUUGCCAACGUAACGCCGAUAGCUACAAAGCCUGAGAAAAACAGUUCAAAUGCCCAUUCAACAUUGCUUAACAAGCAGAGUCAAGAACACGCACAAAUAAACAAGCAAUCAUUUGAAUACGUUUUACGAAGCGGACUUGCCGGAGGCUUAGCUGGGAUAUCUGCCAAGUCUUUGAUUGCUCCUCUUGAUAGAGUGAAAAUUCUUUUUCAAACAAACAACCCCCACUACAAACAAUAUGUCGGAUCGUUUAAAGGAAUGUUUAAAGCAAUACAAACCAUAUACUCUAGGGACGGAAUUCUCGGCUUAUAUCAAGGCCAUUCAGCCACAUUACUGAGAAUCUUCCCCUAUGCUGCAAUCAAAUUUGUUUGUUACGAACAAAUCAGAACAAUCUUGAUACCUAAUGAUGAAUAUGAAACAGCAGGACGUAGGCUCCUUGCAGGAUCAUUGGCAGGUGUAACUUCCGUAUAUUUUACAUACCCAUUGGAUUUAAUCAGAGUUAGAUUGGCAUUUGAGACAUCGCAUCAUUCAAUACAUCACGGAAAAGGAAAAUUGUUCCAUACGCUAAAACUGAUAUACAAUGAAAAACCUAAAACUAUGCUUCUAUACAGAUCCAGAGUUGCUGAUUAUUUCCCAUGUGUUCUUUCACUGUCAAACUUUUAUCGAGGGUUUGUUCCAACAAUCUUAGGCAUGAUACCGUAUGCAGGUGUUAGUUUCUAUUCGCAUGAUAUUCUUCACGAUUUUUUUCGAAACAAGUGGUUGGCUCCAUACACAGUCAUGAGCGAUAAGUCCAAAUCAGCCACGCGAUCAGACUCUUCAUUUGACCAUAGACCCCCUUUAACAACUUGGGCGCAAUUGCUGGCCGGUGGUGGCGCCGGUAUGCUGGCCCAAGCAUCCGCUUAUCCAUUCGAAGUCAUUCGUAGGCGUAUGCAAGUCGGUGGAGUUACGAACAAAUCUGGUGAGUUUUUUGGUUUGGCACAUACUGCCAAACAGAUAUUUAAAGAAAGAGGUUUUCGUGGUUUUUACGUUGGUUUGGGAAUAGGUUUCUUGAAAGUUGUUCCUAUGUUUGCAUGCUCUUUUUACGUUUAUGAACGUUGCAAAGAGCUCCUUCUCAUUUAA
Messenger RNA from Pichia membranifaciens NRRL Y-2026, 1161 nucleotides. RefSeq lists its product as hypothetical. Gene Ontology annotation, biological process: transmembrane transport. The record is from RefSeq and is a predicted model, not a curated record. The transcript is spliced from 2 exons. Lineage: Eukaryota; Fungi; Ascomycota; Pichiomycetes; Pichiales; Pichiaceae. Gene Ontology annotation, cellular component: mitochondrial inner membrane. The coding region runs from base 1 to 1161 and encodes 386 amino acids.